Molecule: messenger RNA, 1999 nt
Organism: Aspergillus aculeatus ATCC 16872
Lineage: Eukaryota; Fungi; Ascomycota; Eurotiomycetes; Eurotiales; Aspergillaceae
Product: putative acyl-CoA dehydrogenase
Exons: 5
Coding region: 215-1852 (545 amino acids)
Molecular function (GO): oxidoreductase activity, acting on the CH-CH group of donors; flavin adenine dinucleotide binding
Source: RefSeq, a predicted model, not a curated record
CUCCCCCUUCUUUCUCCUUUACCCCAGCUUCCUUUAUUCUCCCUUUCCCUCUCUUGUCUGACAUCCUUACCCCGGAUCUCGGACCCCACUGUUGCCUCCCCACCCCACUCCACUGUACAACGCAGUGCGUCUAAGGAGCGCCGUGUUCAUACCCAACUAUACCUACUGAAGAUACUCACACAGACUCCCUUCGUCUUCUUGCUUCCCGUACAAAAUGGUCAAGACAUUUACCAAAGACGACGUAGCCUCGCAUAGCAAACCGGAUAACCUGUGGGUUGUGAUCGAUGAGGAUGUGUACGAUCUGACCAAAUUCCAGGAGGAGCACCCAGGUGGCAAGAAGAUCCUACAACGGGUGGCCGGCAAAGACGCAUCGAAGCAGUUCUGGAAAUACCACAAUGAAGGCAUCCUGAAGAAGUUCAAGGGCCAGCUGCAAAUCGGCUCCCUGGAUUCGAAGAAGGCCGCUGCACCGGAGCCGGUCCCAGCAUCCGCCCCAGUCAAGCAACAGCCUGCGAAGGCCCCAGCUGCACCCGUUGAUGUGGUUUCCGCGAAGUCGCUAGAGGCCCAGGAGCCAUUUGGCGACCUCAUCCCCUUUGCAGACCCAGCUUGGUAUCACGGUUACCACUCGCCGUACUUCAAUAGGACGCAUGCCGCCCUUCGUGAAGAGGUCCGACAAUGGGUGGAUACUGAAAUCGAGCCAAACGUGACAGAAUGGGAUGAGAGCAAGAACGUCCCCGACCGCAUUUACAAACAGAUGGGAGAGCGCGGAUAUCUGGCUGGCUUGCUCGGAAUCAAAUACCCAGUUCAAUACACCCCUAAUCGGGUGCAAUCCGUGGCCCCUGAGAACUGGGACCUGUUCCAUGAGAUGCUCCUUACGGAUGAACUGUCUCGCUCUGGUAGCGGCGGUUUCGUUUGGAAUCUCAUUGGUGGGUUUGGAAUCGGGUGUCCUCCUCUGGUCAAGUUCGGAAAGAAGCCUCUUGUAGAGAGGAUUCUGCCUGGGAUCUUGGCUGGUGAUAAGCGCAUCUGCUUGGCUAUCACAGAACCCGACGCGGGUAGUGAUGUCGCCAACCUCACUUGUGAGGCCAAGCUGACGCCAGAUGGCAAGCACUACAUUGUCAACGGUGAGAAGAAGUGGAUCACCAACGGCAUCUGGAGUGACUAUUUCACGACCGCCGUUCGCACGGGUGGGCCCGGCAUGAACGGUAUCAGCGUGCUGCUCAUUGAGAGAGAGCAGGGCGGUGUCAGCACCCGGCGCAUGGAUUGCCAGGGUGUCUGGAGCAGUGGUACCACCUAUAUCACGUUUGAGGACGUGAAGGUGCCGGUGGAGAACCUCAUUGGAAAAGAGAACCAAGGCUUUAAGGUCAUUAUGACCAACUUCAACCAUGAACGUAUUGGUAUUGUGAUCCAGUGUGUGCGGUUCGCUCGUGUCUGUUAUGAGGAGUCUAUGAAGUAUGCGCACAAGCGCAAGACCUUCGGUAAGAAGCUCAUUGACCAUCCGGUCAUCAGAAUGAAGCUGGCGCACAUGGCCCGUCAAAUCGAGGCGACAUACAACUGGCUGGAGAACAUCAUCUACCAGUGCCAAUCGAUGGAUGAGACGGAAGCCAUGCUCAAGCUGGGAGGCGCUAUUGCCGGGCUGAAGGCACAGGCAACGACGACGUAUGAAUUCUGUGCGCGCGAGGCCAGCCAAAUCUUCGGCGGCCUCAGCUACAGCCGGGGUGGCCAAGGUGGAAAGGUCGAGCGGCUCUACCGCGAUGUCCGAGCCUAUGCCAUCCCGGGUGGUAGUGAAGAGAUCAUGCUGGAUCUUAGCAUGCGCCAGAGUCUGCGUGUGCAUCAGCUCUUCGGGCUGAAACUGUAGGAAUUGGUUACGGGUCUUGAAAUCAAACAGUUCAUUUUGCUGGGUUAUAUAUGACUAUUUUGCUGAGCGUCCUGUAACAUAUCACGCAGAAACUGCCCUGGAGGACUGAAUAUCUUGGCAUAUCGCAAAUUCAAUGAAUGAUGGCUG